UCUGGGACUGGAUAAGAACCUCUCAUCCCCGUUCUCACAAGUCACAAACACAUCGGGCAUGGGGGAGGUGAUGGAGGAAUCACCGAGCUUCAAGCUUUUUGGCGCCCUGAUCGUGAGGGAGCACAGGCGGGCCGAGGAGGAGGAUGCGGUUCAGCGACCGGCGGCGGACGAGUCGGCGAGGAGAGUGGCGGCGCUGCCGUGCCCGAGGUGCAAGAGCGAGGAGACCAAGUUCUGCUACUUCAACAACUACAACGUGAACCAGCCGCGGCACCUGUGCAAGGCCUGCCGCCGUUACUGGACCGCCGGAGGCGCCAUCCGCGACGUCCCCGCCAAGGCCACAACCCGGCCGCGAGGGGGAGUCGUCGCCAGAGCCGCCCAGGGUUGA
Zingiber officinale is the source of this 385-nucleotide messenger RNA. Its product is annotated as dof zinc finger protein DOF1.5-like. The record is from RefSeq and is a predicted model, not a curated record. The transcript has a single exon. The coding region runs from base 59 to 385 and encodes 108 amino acids. Gene Ontology annotation, biological process: regulation of DNA-templated transcription. Gene Ontology annotation, molecular function: DNA binding; DNA-binding transcription factor activity. NCBI's taxonomy places the organism in Eukaryota, Viridiplantae, Streptophyta, Magnoliopsida, Zingiberales, Zingiberaceae.